UUUUUUUUUUUGACAAAUACUUUUUUUUACUAAAAAGGAUCAGCCAUAGCCAUAGCCAUAGCCAUAGCCCUUUGGUUCGAGAAGCUUAGCUAAGCAUCCAUGGAGAUGGAUGGAGACGGAGAUAUGGAUUCCCUCUUCGAAGGAAUGGUGCUUUUCAACCCAAUCUCCGAACAUCCCUCUCACUCUCCCUCCCACUCUGACUCUCACUCUCAAUCUGAAUCUGAAUCUCACUCUCUCUUCACUGACCUAACCAUCCUCUCACCAUCUCCAUCUCUAUCGGAAUCUAAAUCAUUCAAUCAAAUUCAAAUUCAAAAUAAUAAUAACAGUAAUCAUAAGAAGAAAAAGAGACCUGCUUUGAGGAUUGGAUACGCCAGGAAUGCUUCUGCUGUUGCUUUUGACGACAAUCCACCAAUUUCCGACGAUCAUCAACAUCUUCCGUCUUCGAACGAGCCGCCUUCUUCUUCCGUCGAUGUCGAUUUCGACUUUAGACUGCUUCAAAUUAAGAACCAGAUCUCGGAAAAGCUUGAAUUCGUUCGUCAAUUGGCGGCUUCUGUGUCUGCCGACCGGAAAGAAGCCAUUGCUAACAGAAGGAAAGCUGCUCAAACGCUACACAGGGCUUCCAACGCUUAUGCUGAGCUUGAAACUCGACUCGAUGAGGCUUGCAGAUCGGAGGAUUUUGAGACUGCUGAAACGCUUAGUGAGAGUUUGGCUGCUGCUGAAUCUGAAAAACAGACUCUUGUGGUGGCACUUGCUGAUGCUGAGGCUCGAUGGGAGAAAUUAUAA
Cannabis sativa is the source of this 783-nucleotide messenger RNA. RefSeq lists its product as uncharacterized. The record is from RefSeq and is a predicted model, not a curated record. The coding region runs from base 100 to 783 and encodes 227 amino acids. The transcript has a single exon. NCBI's taxonomy places the organism in Eukaryota, Viridiplantae, Streptophyta, Magnoliopsida, Rosales, Cannabaceae.